Molecule: messenger RNA, 723 nt
Organism: Cylicostephanus goldi
Lineage: Eukaryota; Metazoa; Nematoda; Chromadorea; Rhabditida; Strongylidae
Source: the annotation of a GenBank genome assembly
AUGCGUUCUAGCUAUAAGUCGUUUGGUCCUAGUCAAUCUAUACUUUCAUAUAAUCCAGCACCACCACUAGCUCGGAGCGGUUCGAGUAGUACCAGACCAGUGAAUCGUUACGAACAGCCUCCUGCCACUGCACAGCAGAAUCAGUACAGGGACCGAGGGUCGUUUCUGCGAGAAGCGGGUAGAGAAAGUGGGACGGACUACUCUGCUAGAUCAAGAGAAAUCCGCCGAUUGUCCGACGAUAAAAAAGCUCAGGACGGUGCAACAAGUUCGAGAAUUCCUCGUAGCGAAGAAACCAACGCUCUCCUAGAACGUUAUGGAGUUAGAAAAUCUUCAAAUGCUCAAACGGCUGCACAGACUUAUCUUCAACAGCGCAGGCAACAACAGCAGCAAUCAUAUCCGGAUUCAGGAACUUCCGCAAGGAGAAGCCUGGAUGGUGGUAGCAGCACAUCAGCAGUUGGCGAUGUGGUGUCCAAACCAGAGUUUCCUAAACCUAAGGACCAAAAACCAACCAGUCAGGACGAACACAUUACACAAAGCGAAUACAUAGCUCGAUUACUAGCAGCGCAUAAUCGCGUGGACGAGCUGCUCAAAUCCCGAGGAUUGAGUGCUGAGGACGAGUCCAAGUAUUUACGUGCUUGGAAGAGGAUACCACUCCUUCGCAAACAGAAUAGAGUUCCAACGACUGGUAAUUCAAGCGAUUCUGGUCUUUCUACAGACGACGAA